UAUUUUGGAGCAAUCCUUGCGCGGUUCAGUUGUAAUCACUGGUGAUUGCAUGCAGCUUCUGCAGGUGUCAGUGUGACUGUAGUCGGUAGGAGGGACUUGAUGCUCCAACUUCUCAUUUUGCGUCUCUGCUCUCCAGCCAGUCGUCCUGGUCCUGUUGGGGAGACAGCGGCAUCUGCGGCGCUGCAUUCCGGGGAACACCAUGCACCUUCGGCUGAAAAUACGAAUGGAAGCCUAUAUUAUUAUUCCCUGUUUUUGAUUUGGAUAUUUUUCUUUUUUGUAUUAUUUUUGCGUCUUGUCUUUCUUUCCACCCCCACCUCCUCAUUUUCCCUCUGACGCGCAAGGACACUACAGCAUCCAUCCGCGGUAGAACGGCUCGCACAGAGCAUCCUCUGUGCAGACCAGGCAUCCUCCUCCUCCUUUCCUUCCUCCCACUCUCCUCCUCUUCUCUUUUCUCGUUCUGUUCGAACCCAGAGGACAUCGGGACCCCCUUUCUGUACCCCCCCUGCUUCACCCGGAGACAUGGAUCUAUGGUUUCAUUCGAUCCGGAUUUGCUGGUGGAGGGUUUUGUUUCUGAUGAGUAUUUUCCAGGACUAUCUGAGCUCCAUGCUGGACUGCCCGCCGACCUGCAGCUGCUCUCAAACAGAGAUCUAUUGCAAUAAGUCCGACAACGGCAGAUUUUUCCCUUUACUCGCCCUGCAAGACACGGGGACCAAUGGGACCACCACUGAUAUAGCGGAGUUAUUCAAAAACAUCUCUUCUAUACACAUAGAGAACUGGACGGGAUUGGAGACACUGAGGGACGUGGAUAUGGAGCUCUACACCGGACUACAGAGGCUAACCAUCAUGAAUUGUAAGCUGAAGGUGAUCCAGCCCCGAGCGUUUGCUCAGAACCCACACCUGCGCUACAUAAACUUGUCAAAGAAUCCUCUCACCACUCUGUCAUGGCAGCUCUUCAAGCACCUCCAACUCUCCGAGCUACGUUUGGAUGGAGUGGUUUUCGACUGCGGAUGCGACAUUCGCUGGAUCCAGCUGUGGCAGCAGAGAGGAGAGGCGAUGCUCCACACGCAGGAGCUGUACUGCAGAGACGGAGCCUCCAAGAUACGCCUGGGAAACAUGUACAUCGAGAAAUGCGACUUACCGGAGAUCAGCGUGAGCCACAGCAGCGUUCUGGUGAGGGAGGGCGACAACGUGACCGUGAGCUGCAACGGGACCGGAUUACCGCUGCCCGAAGUGGACUGGACUGUGGGCCAAUUGAAUUCCAUCAACACACACAUGUCAAACGUUUACUGGCCGAACAUCCACUCCAUUGACCUGAACCUGUUCAACAUCAGCCGGGAUGACAACAACUUCCAGCUGAGCUGCAUUGCAGAGAACGUGGUGGGGAUGACCAACUCCUCCAUCCAGCUGAAUGUGCAAUUCCCUCCAGUCAUCUUAAUGCUGGCUGAGCCUCAGCAGCGGCUGGACACCUGCAUCGAAUUCACGGUCCGCGGGAACCCCCACCCCAAACUGCGCUGGUUCCACAAGCAAGAGGAGAUCCAACAGAACAAGUACAUCCGAACAGACAUGGACUUUUACCAGGACACCCUCGAGGGCUGUUUGAUUUUCCGGAACCCGACUCACCUCAACAACGGCAACUACACCCUGGAGGCCACUAACCCUCUGGGGAGGGCCACGAAGACGGUUUAUGGUCACUUCCUGGUCGCACCUGAGGACAGCGACAUAGAGAAACCAGAUCUGCCAUCAGAUGAUGUUUCGGGCCAACAGGAUGAAGACACAUUUGGGGUCACCAUUGCUGUGGGCUUGGCCGGCUUCGCCUGCAUCCUUCUCCUCGUCCUUUUUGUUCUCAUCAACAAAUACGGCCGGCGCUCCAAAUUCGGUAUGAAAGAAAGAGGAAGAAGUUAUGGUUUCAAAUGUUCCCCAUCCUUCUCGUGUUUCUGUGCAUUUGGACAUCAAAGCAUCUCACCUUUGAACUGUCCAGUAGCUGUAAUCAGUGGAGAGGAAGACUCUGCCAGUCCUCUUCAUCAUGUCAACCAUGGGAUUAUAACUCCGUGUACACUGGAUGCAGGUCCGGACGCGGUCGUCAUUGGGAUGACUCGCAUCCCUGUGGUGGAGAACCCCCAAUACUUCAGACACGGACACAACUGCAACAAACCAACAACUCUCGUGCAGCAUAUAAAGAGGAGGGACAUCAUCUUGAAGAGGGAGCUGGGGGAGGGAGCCUUCGGAAAGGUCUUCUUGGCGGAGUGCUACAACCUCAGCCCCACCAAGGACAAGAUGCUGGUGGCUGUUAAGACGCUGAAAGAUCCCAACCUGUCAGCCAGGAAGGACUUCCAGAGGGAGGCGGAGCUGCUGACCAACCUGCAGCACGACCACAUUGUUAAAUUCUACGGCGUGUGUGUAGACGGAGAUCCGCUCAUCAUGGUGUUCGAAUACAUGAAGCACGGCGACCUCAACAAAUUCCUGAGAGCUCACGGCCCCGACUCCAUGAUCCUGGUCGAUGGUCAGCCACUGCAGUCCAACGGAGAGCUUGGCCUUUCCCAGAUGCUGCACAUUGCCACUCAGAUUGCCUCCGGCAUGGUCUACCUAGCCUCCCAGCACUUUGUGCACAGAGAUCUGGCAACCCGCAACUGCCUGGUGGGGAACGGCCUCCUGGUGAAGAUUGGAGACUUCGGCAUGUCCAGGGACAUCUACAGCAGCGACUACUACAGGGUUGGAGGACACACCAUGCUCCCUAUCCGCUGGAUGCCGCCAGAGAGCAUCAUGUACAGGAAGUUCUCCACGGAAAGUGAUGUCUGGAGUUUCGGAGUCAUCCUGUGGGAGAUCUUUACCUAUGGGAAGCAGCCUUGGUUUCAGCUGGGUAACAAUGAGGUCAUUGAGUGCAUAACCCAGGGCCGGGUGCUGGAGAGGCCACGGAUCUGUCCUAAGGAGGUGUACGACAUCAUGCUGGGCUGCUGGCAGAGGGAACCUCAGCAGCGGCUGAACAUUAAGGACAUUCAGAAGGUCCUGUUCGCCAUGGGAAAAGCCACGCCAGUUUACCUGGACAUCCUGGGCUAACAGCAUCCCGCCAUGACGGAACGGUCAACAGACAUACAUGACAGGACAGCCCUCACGAAUCCAGGAAUAACCAAACCAACCUGCUCCACUGUCGAAAAACACCUGUUUUGUUUGGGAAGGACUUAAGUGCCUGCAACACUUUUGGAUAUAGUGGAUACAACGUAUAAAAAAAAAACACACACUUUUACAUUUUGUUUACUUGCAUAUAUGAUGUACAGGUUUGAAAAAGACUUUUUUUUUUUCUUGAAAAACUGCAAAAAUACACAAACGGAGAAAGAACCAGGCAGUCGAAAGAUGGCCACAACCUGGCGAUAUAAAGAGAAUACAGCAGAGUUUAAAUCUAUCAAGGCUUUGGUUUAUUGAAUAUAUAUAUAUAUAGAAAUAUUACAUAUAUUUUCUAUUUAUUUCUUUUUGUCAAAAUGUUGAAGGGUCUGCCAUUUGUGUUGCCAAGGGCUCGGCCCUAGGACUGGAGAUGGAAGCCUUACUCUCUGAUUGACUGCCACUGCGCUCCGAAUGGCGACGGCGGUGGGAAAACAGCAGCGCUCCUACCCAAUCAGACAACCGACAAAUCUAUUUUAAUUUAAAAACAAUGUACAUAUUGUAAAAUUCUAUGUGUCAGAAUUAUGUUAACUUAUUUUUUCGGAUGUCACUUUGGUUCUUUUCCGACUGUGAUCUGGGUGCCGACGAGUACUGAGCUUGGGUCUGUGUUUUCAUCCUAAUCCAGCGGCGAUUUCUCCUGGGGGAUCACCCAUGUCGGCGCUGGUCGAGUCGUCUAACGCGGUGAAAGCAAAUGACAUUGAACGCUGAAUCACAGACUUUGUGGGAUGACUCAGAGCCAUGCUUUCGACAUGACACUUUGGGAAGAGGUGACGAAACCUCCUUUUAACUUUCCAGUUCAUUUGCUUUUUAUAGCAAGAAUGAGUCGACGAGUAAAAUCCCACGGCACACCCCUCCAUCACAAACACGCGCUUGGUUAUUUUCAUGCUUUUUUGGUGUGAAACUGUUUUUGUAAGUCAUCAUUUGUUAGUCCCAGGUGUGUUGCCUCUCUAUGUUAAAGGAGUAGUUUGAUGUUUGGGGAAUUUGCUUUCUUGCUGUAAGUUGUGAACUUUUUCUGUUUGUGAGACGCUGCAGGUCAGGACAACACGCGCUGCUUAGCACGGAAACUGGAAAACAGGACAAGCACCUGCCCUCAAUCAGCAAAACUAUCAUUACGGAGCACAUUAUCCUUUUAAAAAUUAAUAAACUGCUAAUGGAAAUUGUAAAUUUGGCUUUAAACAAUUUUCUAAAUUGGCUCCAAUUUGUCUGAAUUUGAGCAGAACAGAAGUCUCAAGAUUUUAAGAUAAAAAUGUUCUUUUUGUUUACUUUAUUUCCAGCUGUAAGUGAGUCAUUUGCUGCAAAUAUGAUGGGAAAUAAACAGAUGGAUUAAUCAUUUAUUAAUCAUACAACAAUGUGUAGACUCACUUCAACCUAUUACAGUUCACUAAUUCUGGAUGUUUUUAUAACAAAAUUUCCCACCCGUGAAAGCUACUUCAAAUGCUAGUUAAAUAUGUUAAAUGGUUAGAACUGCUGAAAUAUUAUAUUUAAAAAGAAAAAUAUGUAAUCCCCAAACAGUUUUGCAUUAUAUUUCUAAGUAAAAGCUAUUGUUGUUCUAAAGUAUCAGGGAUUAAGAAUCAAAACUUCUGAAUAGAAGCAGAAACUUCGGCCAUGUUCUUUUUUCACUUUUGCGUCUCUAUGAACUGCAUUCUUCUGUCAUUUUCACACCAAAGGAACCAUUUUCUUUAUUGUCUAUUGAAUAUUUUUGUUUUCUUUUUAUAAGUGAACCAGUGGUCUUAAAAAUGACAUCUUGAACUGGGAGGUUUUAGCAAUAUUGCUGAGGUAAGUACAUUAGCAGUGUUGCUUGUGGACAUGAUAAAGUAACAUUUUUUUGUUCUGUUAAGAGUAGUGUUUAACUGUAGGCUGUUAUUCAAAUCAUAAGAAGAUUUUAUAGAGGAAAACAUUGGAAAAAGUCCAAUUUAAGUUUUGUUGCAGCUAUUCUCCGUCACAUCUCUGGAUUUGAGAGAACAUUUAACCCUUAAGCCUCAUUUCCUCUGAGCGGCCUGGUCUGAUGAGGAGUGGUACGGUCCAGUCCAGUCAAGCCUCGCUUUUUACUAAGGGGUUUGUUUUCCUGGCACAUGCAUGGUGUAAACUGCUAGCGUGUCAUUGUAGUGCUACGAGAAAAACAUGAACGAUGGAGGUCAUCCUGCAGAUUGUCUUUUAGUUGCUUUACUUCUGGUAUAUCAUGUAAAAAACCAGAAGCUGCGCUGUUUCUUGGCAUUUUUAAUAUAAACUUGUGACCAAAAGAGUACACAGGGAACCACAAAAACCAGAAUGAUUACAAAUGUUGGAAACGUUAGCUUGAAUGAGCGCUAUAUUGGCACUUUUUUUUAAUUUUUUUUAAUGUCGUCGUCACUUUCUGCCACUCAACGAGUGUCCGGCCCAACUGUCCACUUUUCAAUAGACCUACAACUCUUGAGAAAACAGGCUCAAAGCUUAGACCUCCUCGAUGCCUAAUCACAACUUUGAUCACUCUUCAUAUAUUUUCUCCAAACAUGAUAUGAAGGAAGAAGAUGUUCCGUUAGGCCUCCCCGAUAAGAUUUGGCCAGGAAAACAAGUUCUUUUUGUAACAGUAAGAGCAGUCCGCGUGGCGUCAUCUGGGCUUCUAUUGAUUGCACUUGAGAUGCUGAAAAGGACACUUUUGACCACACAUCAGAUUCCAGAUUCUUCUUUGUCUUGAGUUCACAACUUUUGGGGGUCCCCAAGUUCAGUACUGUUUAAUGGAAACGCUCAAAAUACCAGAACGUACCGGAUCGCUCAACGGAAACGAAGCUUUACAUUGUGUUCAAGUCAAAUUGAAGCCAUUUUUACACUUGAAAGUUGGUCAAUUUUGACCCGAACAUAAUAUAGGCGUUUAAAAGCCAUUGACACAAAAAAGUCUUCAACAAAUGGAGUUCUUUUGUUUCCAAAAUAAGAAAAAAACAUGGGUUAAGUUUCUGUGGUUAGAAGUGAGACUCUUCCAUUUGAGUUUUUGGUCCAAAAGUGGAGCAAUUAUUGAAUCUGAGAGUUUUAUUUGAUCCAAACUUGUGAUUCGUUUGUUAGUUUAUUUCUUUAUUUCAUUUCUAAACAUGCCUCUCUAAUGAAUUCCAAGCUUCCAGGGGCACACAACCGUAAAUAAAUGUUGUGGUGAUCAAUACUGAACGGCAAAAAUGCCCUGGAAACAAACGUAUGAACACUAAUAGGAACGUUUCAAUCCAAAAUUUAAAGAGUUUGUGUGACAUUAAGGCAAAAAAAGCCCCAUAUUAUAUAUUUUCUUACAAUUUUGUGCUGCUAACUAGCAGAACUUUUGCAGGUCAUUGAAAUGCUAGUUUAACAGAAAGGAAUCUAUAAUAGAUAAAAGUUGUUUGCUAGCUUUUACACAUUUUCCUGUUAGUUUGAAAAACUGUGUCAUCUUAAGGCUACCACGGCUUUCUUCAUCUCCAAACAAAGAUGUCUCAUUAAAUUUUAAGCAUGCUAGCAGGCUUCUAAGCUAGCAAAACACACUUUCUGGUCUUUAGGCUAAGCGGCUGUCCGUAGCAGAAAGAAUAAUUGGCAUAUCCUCUUCACACAGCGAGAAAGCAAAGACUUUGGUGUGGAACUAUAAAUAUGAAUAUUUCUGGUUGAUAUCAUCAAGAUACUGUUGUCUUUUUUUUUUUAAAGAAACGGUACAAGACUUUGAAAACGCUUCUUUACUUUUCUGCUUUUUUUCCUCCAUGAGUUGUUCAUGAGUGAUGAAAAUUUUGCACUUGUCUUUCACUUUGAUAAAAAAAAAGAAAAUCCUGUUCCUAAAAUACGUAAAUACUUGUUGAUUUGUGGCAGCACAUUGAAAUUCUUCUUUUCAUAGAUAUGACAACAUGAAAAAAUUUGUACGAAAAUGAGUGAAAAUAAAAGAAGUCACAGAAAAACCUACUGCAUACAUCAAAUUAAACAGUCCUAAAAGGAGCAGCUUAUGGUGAAUCAGCUCCAUUUUCAUGUCCUAAAGUUUCAUACUGACUGACAAACCUCAGGCGACUAUUUUAUUCCAUGUUGUAUUUCAGUAUAGCGUGUUACAGGAUGGAAUUCUGCGCAUCUUCCUUGUUCUCUUGACAUGAGUUUUCACUGUAUCACAGUGUUGUCUCUGUUCCCCUUGGGACUAUGUAAAGCAUUAAAGAGCAUUCAGUUAUUUCAAGUCUUUUAUAUGGAGAGAAAGUUCAAAUCCAUCGAGUAACCUAAAGCUUUGAGUUCUUGUGUAAAGAUAAAUGCUUAAAGGCGUUGUGACACGGACCGUGAGCAUUUGCAGGGUAUUGUAAUCCUUACAUAGUGAGUUGAAUAUUGUUUUAAGUUUUUUUUUUUUUCUUGGAUGAACUAACUAAACUUUUUGAAGCAGAGUUGGCAUAUUACCAUGUACACAUGUUACAGAAUAUAAAAAUGUGGUACAACAGCUGCAGUACAUAAAAUACUGCUAUUCCAUCAUAGAUCUUUGUAUUAAUGUGACUCUCUUAAGAAAAUGUCUUCAAACAAUCAGAUGAUCUCCUUUUCCAUUUUGUCCUGUCUGAUAAAAAUGUGUGAAUUUGACAAAA
Oryzias melastigma (Indian medaka) is the source of this 7685-nucleotide messenger RNA. RefSeq names its product neurotrophic tyrosine kinase, receptor, type 3b (gene ntrk3b). Lineage: Eukaryota; Metazoa; Chordata; Actinopteri; Beloniformes; Adrianichthyidae. The transcript is spliced from 18 exons. Gene Ontology annotation, biological process: cellular response to nerve growth factor stimulus; multicellular organism development; cell surface receptor protein tyrosine kinase signaling pathway. Gene Ontology annotation, molecular function: neurotrophin binding; ATP binding; transmembrane receptor protein tyrosine kinase activity. The record is from RefSeq and is a predicted model, not a curated record. Gene Ontology annotation, cellular component: axon; plasma membrane; signaling receptor complex. The coding region runs from base 520 to 3054 and encodes 844 amino acids.